CAUUGACAGUGUCCGUGGGAAGGUUGGGUUAAUUUAAUAAUUUAAUUAACCAGCAUUUAGUUUAAUUUUAAUUAACUUCAUCAAACAGUCUAACAAGAGGUACAAUGUUAACUAUCUUUUAGUGAUAAGAAUUGAGAAAAGACGCGAUGGCGCCACUAAAAAUCCUUUUUUUUCUCCAAUUUUCUUGAACUUUUUCUCAUCAAAAAAUUUUGUUACAUUUAUUGUUUUGUCCUUUUCUCGUCUCUUUCUUUGUCAAUCUGUUUGGUGCUUCUAGCUCUCUCUUUUUUCUUGAUUCGUUUAACUCCUUAUCUCUCUUAUCUAUUGCUCUCAUUGUUGUGCUCACUCAUUACUCUUUGCACUUCAUUUGAGUUUGUUUUAUCGUGUAAAUUACCAUUUCAGUGUUUAAUUUUACCAGUGACUAUAACACAAAAUUACCAUGGAAUAUCAAUAUCAACCUGGGUUUAUGCCUCCAAUGGUAGCUCCGUUCAUUACCGGCUACGACUCACAAUUUGACAGUGAUCUUUCGAGAGAUGCCUCACCAAAUCUUAACUUAAAUCCAGAAAACUAUAACAGCAUCAGUAACAACUCAUUUGGAGAGAACGCUUCUGUUGAUGAAGAGGAAAGAAAACGUAUCCGCCGGGAAAGAAAUAAACAAGCUGCUGCUCGAUGUAGACAAAGACGUAUUGAAUAUACUAAUAAAUUGGCUCGGGAAACUGAGGAAUUACAACUUGGUAAUGUUGAAUUAUGGAAUACACUACACGAGUUGAUGCAACAAAAGGCACAUAUGGAAGCAAUGUUGGAAACGUUUAAUAAAAAUUCCGCAUUUGUUUAAUCAAGGAUUCCUGUUCAUAUCGGCCGAUUCUUAAUUCAAUAACGCAAUCAUCUUGAAAAAAUCAUCAUACUCAUUGUGACUCAUCUUUCAAACUAUCGCUCAAACACAGGAUUGACACAUGAUGAAACAUAUUUUCAUUACUCUUUUUUCUUCUCGUGUACAUAACGUUUGAAACAUACGCUAAAUGUUUCUCUUUUUCAAAUUAGCUCUUUUUUAGAGGUUUUUCUGUCCAAAGGCCAUCUCAACUGAAAUCUAAAUUUGCCUUUUUGUGUAAAAGCGACUCAAAAUUAAAAUAUAUUUCUCCAGAGCUAAAA
Tetranychus urticae (two-spotted spider mite) is the source of this 1146-nucleotide messenger RNA. RefSeq names its product protein c-Fos-like. Gene Ontology annotation, cellular component: nucleus. Gene Ontology annotation, biological process: regulation of transcription by RNA polymerase II. Gene Ontology annotation, molecular function: RNA polymerase II cis-regulatory region sequence-specific DNA binding; DNA-binding transcription factor activity, RNA polymerase II-specific. The record is from RefSeq and is a predicted model, not a curated record. Lineage: Eukaryota; Metazoa; Arthropoda; Arachnida; Trombidiformes; Tetranychidae.